This is a messenger RNA of Hyphopichia burtonii NRRL Y-1933, 6678 nucleotides long. RefSeq lists its product as uncharacterized. Gene Ontology annotation, biological process: fungal-type cell wall biogenesis; protein phosphorylation; signal transduction. NCBI's taxonomy places the organism in Eukaryota, Fungi, Ascomycota, Pichiomycetes, Serinales, Debaryomycetaceae. The record is from RefSeq and is a predicted model, not a curated record. Bases 51 to 6446 code for a protein of 2131 amino acids. Gene Ontology annotation, molecular function: ATP binding; protein binding; diacylglycerol-dependent serine/threonine kinase activity. The transcript is spliced from 2 exons.
CGAUAAACUGCCAAAUUGCCUAUAACAUUCAUAAUAUAUAAGGACAAACUAUGAGUGGGACGAUUGUUAGAGCCCACAAUUGGGACUUUGGAUGGGAACAAAGGUUUUUGGCCGUCGACCCACUAGGUGAAAAAGUUAUGCUCUAUCAAACCAAUCAUCAAGAUCCAGGAAUUGGUUAUAACGAAAUGACAAAAAUCAGUAGCAGGGGAGGGUUUGAUAACAUUCAAUGCUCAGCUUAUUCUUACAAUAGUCCGGGUUUAUGUGGGGUUGGUACAAUCAAUGGUACCGUUCAUUUAUUUGAUAUGUUAACAACCAAUUCGACAAUUUUAAAACUAAGACCGAAACAGAAUCGUCCUUGUAAUUCAAUAAGUUUCAAUAACAGUGGUUGGAUAUCGGUCUGUUUUGAUAAGGGAAGACAAGAUAACAGUUUACAAUUAUGGAACAUUGAACAUUAUUCUAGAACUAGUGAUAAUGAUCAUAUCAAGAGGCCCACAUAUUCUUACUUACCUAACGAAGCAGUAUUAUCUACAUCAUUUAUUCCUAAUAGCGACAACGAUUUAUUGGCCGGUAGUUAUAAAUUAUUAAGGCAAUUUGAUGUGAGACAAGAAUCACCGGCAUUUCAAAUUGCUACAAAGUGUACUUUAGGUAUCACAUUUGACCCUUUUCAACCAGAUAUCUAUUUUUCAACUUAUAGUGAAGACGGAUCAGUGGCUAUAUGGGAUAGGAGAAGGUUGACCAAUAAUAAUAAGAAGAAUUUCAAUAUGAAUAACAACGUUUUAACGGAAUCACCAGUUUUACAGUUCAAUAAAUUAUUAAAUGAUUCUUCAAGAAAGAACCAUAAUCCAUGCUUUAGAUAUUCAAGUAUUAGGAAGGGUGAGUUCUCAUCUGUUUUCAAUGGUGACUUGAUAAGAAGAUGGCAUACUGGUACAGUGCCUUCGAUGGAGUCUCGACAUCAAGGAAUGAGUCGAGAUGUAUCGAAUUAUACAAAAGAUUCUUCACAAAGUUCUUUAUCCGAUAACAAUCCUAAUAUUUUGUCCAGUUUGAAAAAUCAAUCGUCACAAUUAUAUAAACCAAACGAAGACUCAUUAUUUGUUUCAUUAGUGCUUGACGUUAAAACUGAUUAUUAUAAUAAGGUGAUAACCUUUGACUAUUCACCUGAUAUUAAUAGCUCGACUUCCACCAAUUUUGUAUGCAUGAGACAGAGUGGGUCAGUAUUUAGAAUGAAAGCUAUUGAAUGCAUAGAGUCAUUAGAUUUUAAUUCAUAUAACGAAUUUUCCAUGUCGGGGCCAGAAGCUAAUCUGACGCAUUUUUUAAAUGAUCAAAUAUUGAAUGAUAUAUCUAAAUUUGAUAAAAACGAAGAAAACCUUAAACAAAAUAAUAAAGACGAUGGUCAACCUUUCGAUGAUUAUGACGAUUUCAGACGUGCUAGUGAAGCAGAAUAUUCUGAAGAUAUUAAUUCAACAGUUGGUGAGGAGGAAAGUUUAGCUGGGAAAUAUAACAAUGAAGAUAAAUCAGUAAACCAACAAAGCCAGUUGAAUAAACAACAAGAUUUCUAUGAUGAUUUGGUAUCAUUGAAAGAUGUUUUUGACGUAUCCAAAAUUACUUCAGCUGAUAUUUGUUAUGUGAUUAGAAAAAGAGCAUUAUCGGGAUAUGGAAUUGAUUGUGAAGGAAAUAUUCAAGUAUUGGAGAAAUUAGGUAAUCUUCAUAAUAAAUUAUUUUUGAGAAAUACUUGGAAAUGGGUUGCAUUAGCACAAAAAUCUUUGAAAAAGGGAACAAUGAUAUCCCAAGGGUUGGAUUUAGGAUUUCAAGGAGUGUUGGGGAUUUGGAAAGGAGUGGAAGAAAUUGCUGGUGAAAAAAGAUAUAAUGGAGAUGUCAGCGCUCAAUUAUAUUUCAAAGCAGUGAAGGAUAUAGUAUCAAGAAAAGGGAAAAAAACAGCCAGUAUAAAUAUUCCGAGUAAUAGCGAGUUCAAAGCUCAAAGAAAGUUAUGUUUAAUAGUAAGUGGGUGGUAUUUCACCGAUGAUGAAUUUGAAGAACGCUUAAAUUUAUUAAUCUCGUUAGGAUUUAUUGAAAAAGCAGCUGGAUGGGCCGUUUUUCACGGAGACGUUGAUCGUGCCAUCAAGAUCUUAGCAUCUUCCAAAAAGGAAAAACUCAAUUUAAUAUCAACCGCCGUAGCUGGAUAUAUGGCAUAUAAGAAUUCCAACGUGAAUAGUCCUUGGAAAGACCAAUGUCGUAAAAUGGCAUCAGAUUUAAGUGAUCCAUAUUUACGGGCCAUAUUUGCAUUUAUCGCCGAUAACGAUUGGUGGGAUGUAUUAGAUGAACACUCUUUACCAUUAAGAGAAAGACUAGGAAUCGCCAUUCGAUUUUUAUCAGAUAAAGAUUUAUCGGUAUACCUUAAUCGCGUAGCAGAUACCGUGGUGGUGAAGGGAGAAUUGGAAGGACUUAUCUUAACCGGGAUCACCCUGAGAGGAAUCGAUCUACUCCAGUCGUAUGUUGAUAGGACCAGCGAUGUUCAAACCGCUUCACUUAUCACUGCCUAUGCAGUUCCAAGAUAUUUCCAAGAUACAAGAGUAAAGCAUUGGGUUGACUGCUAUAGAAACCUAUUGAACAGUUGGGGGCUUUUCAGUAUAAGAGCCAAGUUCGAUGUUUCAAGAACAAAACUAUCCAAAACCAGUCAGGGUAAAUUAACUAUCCAACCCCAACCAAAACAAGUUUAUCUUCAAUGUAUUCGUUGCAACAAAAACAUCUCUGAUACAAACAAGGACUCGGACAUCCAAUCCCCAAAUCAAAUGAUAUCGGCCGAAAAUAACGAUAAUCCUUCAAUCCUCAUUAAACAAUUCAAUAAGUUUCAUAUGAAAUCUUCUGGUUACAACCAAGAUUUAAAGGCCUGUACUCACUGCGGGGCCCCUUUGCCCAGAUGCUCCAUCUGUCUUCUUACCCUCGGAACCUCUAUUCCAACAGAGUCCUCCCAGUCCAACCCUCAGGGUAACCAAGUCUUGGAAGACAUUCGAAAUAAAAUUGAUCGUGAAUCAAAACUUAUACAAGGUUUUCAAAGUGUUAAAAGAAGUACCAAUAAUGCUGAUGUUAUCCAAAAAUGUAAUAACAACAUAAGAGAAACUCAAUCGAAUAUCGAUUAUCUUAUGGAGACUUUGAAUAAAUUAUCUCUUCAAAAUCAACCUCAAAAUAAUUCAAAACUUGCAUCUCCCGAAAAGCCAAGAGUUGUUUCUGUAAAUGGGACCGUUAGACCAAUAUAUUCAAGAUUUGAUUUGAUCAAAUAUGAUUGUCCUUCUUUGGGUCAUAAAAUUCAAUAUAUGCUACAACAACUUCAAUUUAAACUACAAGUUGAAAAUCAAUAUCGUGAAGCAAAUGAAAAAAUCUCUCACCUUUAUCUUAUGGAUGGUGAUAGAUCAAGUUCAAAUGCCGCAGAGGGUGGUAGAGUUGAAAGUGAUCAAAGAAUUCAAUUAUUAAAUAAAUCUUUGAAACGUUAUCAGGAUAUGCAUAUUGAUGUUGAAGAUGUUACUAGAGAUAUGGAAAUUAUGAAUACUCCCAAAUAUGCUAGAAAAGCUUUAACUGGUAAGUUAAACAUUUCAAUCACUUGUAUCAGAGAUAUUGAUCAUAUUGCUUCUCCAAUGUUAUCUAAAAGACCAGAAUCAUUAGUUUCAAUUAAGGUUGACGAUGUUGAACAAGCAAGAACCAGAGGUUCCCGUGAUGGUAAAUGGUCAGAAGAAUUCACUAUUGAUGUUGAUAAAGCUAAUGAAAUUGAAUUUUCUGUUUAUGAUAGAUCUGGUACUGCUCUAGUACCAGUGGCUGUUACUUGGGCUUUACUUUCAGAUAUUGCAGAAGAAAUUCGUAAGAAAAAAGUAGCUAAUCACGACCUUGGUAAAGAAGAUUGGGUUUCUGCUUCAAAUUUAGCUGGUACGGUUAAUAAAUCAACUAAUGAAAAUAUAAGUUAUGGUCAAUCUCCAUCUAGAAAUAAUCAACAAAAUAAUCCAUUUAAUAAUUCAAAUUCUAUUCAAUCCCAUGAUGGAUUAGGAUCAGUCCCUACUACAUUGGAAAAUGCUUCCAAAAAUAUUGAAAUUACUAGUUGGAUAAGUUUAGAACCAGUUGGUCAAAUGUUAGUAACUUUAAGUUUCGACAAAACAAAUCAAUCUGGUAAUAAACAAUUCAUGGGUGCUUUAGGUCGUCAUGGUGCUAUCCGUCAAAAGAAAGAAGAAGUUUUCGAGCAACACGGUCACCAGUUUGUUCAAAAACAAUUUUAUAAUAUUAUGUGUUGUGCUCUUUGUGGUGAAUUUUUACGUUACACUGGUUUUCAAUGUCAAGAUUGUAAAUUUUUGUGUCAUAAAAAAUGUUAUCAAAAAGUUGUUACUAAAUGUAUUUCAAAAUCAAGUACUGAACUUGAUCCCGAUGAAGCUAAAUUAAAUCAUCGUAUUCCUCAUAGAUUUGAUCCAAUCUUUAAUCGUGGUACUAAAUGGUGUUGUCAUUGUGGUUAUAUAUUACCUUGGGGACGUAAAAAUGUUAGAAAAUGUACCGAAUGUGGAGUCAUGUGUCACGCCCAUUGUACUCAUUUGGUUCCAGAUUUUUGCGGUAUGUCAAUGGAAAUGGCUAAUAAAAUUCUUACCACAAUUAAAUCAACUAAAGUUCCAACCAAAGCCCCAUCUGCCAAGAUUCGUCAAUCACCUCAAAAAAUUAUUCCUUCUCCAAAAGGUACUGCUUCUUUCAAAGAUAAUGAAUCAACCUCGGAUUCUAAAUCUUUAAAUAAUAUUUCAGAUGACGAAAAUGAAAAAGAUUUCCAUACUGUAUUACCAACUGCUACUACCAACCAACAACAACAACAAAUUGAUUCACCAUACGCCAAAACUAACAGACGUCCUCCACCUCCAGAUAAUAGAAGAUCUGAAAACCUCUCCGAACUUCCAACACCAUAUCAAUAUCAACAACAAUAUCAACAUAAUCCACAAGAUCUUACUCCUCAACAAGAGUACUAUCUUCAACAACAAAGACAACAGCAACAGCAACAUCAACAACAACAACAAUAUUAUCAACAACAACAAGCCUACCAACAGCAACAUCAACAACUACAACAACAACAACAGCAACAACAGCAGCAAGAACAAGAAGCUUAUCGAAAACAAGCUGCCCAAUAUGAAGCUGAUCAACAUCAACAACAAUAUGCUGAACAUGACUAUACAUUUUCCUCUCAUAAAUCAGAUACUUUACAUAAUGAUACCACAACCGAUGAUAAAUCUGGAAAUGAUUUCACUGAUUUCGAUUAUGGUAAUAAUAAUACUCAACAUAUCAUUCCACUGGAUGUUAUUGAAAAUCCAGACACUCAAAAACCUGAACCUAUUGAUGUUGAUCAACCAGACUCACACUUACAACAAUCUGUACAACCACAACUGAAACCCCAUCAACGUUCACCUCAUAAACAAAAACGUCGUCGCAGAAAGGUUGGUUUGGAUGAUUUCCAAUUUCUUGCAGUUUUGGGUAAAGGUAAUUUUGGUAAAGUAAUGUUGGCAGAAUCAAGACACACGUCUAAUUUAUGUGCCAUUAAAGUUUUAAAGAAAGAUUUUAUUGUUGAAAAUGAUGAAGCUGAUAGUGUGAAAUCCGAAAAGAGAGUUUUCCUUACUGCUAAUAGGGAAAUGCAUCCAUUCUUAUUAAAUUUACAUUGCUGUUUCCAAACUGAGAAUAGAAUUUAUUUUGUAAUGGAAUAUAUAUCUGGUGGUGAUUUGAUGUGGCAUAUUCAGAAAUCAAGAUUUUCAGCUAAAAGAGCUAAAUUUUAUGCUUGUGAAGUUUUAUUAGCUUUAAAAUAUUUCCAUGAUAAUGGAAUUGUUUAUCGUGAUUUGAAAUUAGAUAAUAUUCUUUUAACUACUAAAGGUCAUAUUAAAAUUGCUGAUUAUGGUUUAUGUAAAGAAAACAUGCAUUAUCAAAAAACUACUGGCACUUUUUGUGGUACACCUGAAUUUAUGGCUCCAGAAAUUAUUGCUGGUAAACAAUAUGAUAGAAGUGUGGAUUGGUGGGCAUUUGGUGUUUUACUAUUUCAAAUGUUAUUAUGUCAAUCACCUUUCAAAGGGGAUGAUGAAGAUGAAAUAUUCAAUGCCAUUGAACACGAUGAUGUUAAAUAUCCAAUCAGUAUGCCUCGUCAAACCGUUUUGGUUUUACAAGCUUUGUUGACAAAAGAUCCAUCCCAACGUCUUGGUAGCAGUGGUCGAGACGCGGAAGAAAUCAUGGAACAUCCAUACUUCCAAGAUGUUAAUUUCGAUGACGUAUUCAAUUGUCGUAUUCAAGCUCCUUAUUUACCUGAAAUCACUAGUGAACACGACUAUUCUAAUUUCGAUCAAGAGUUCACCUCGGAAACUCCAAGAUUAACCCCAGUCGAUACUGUCCUUACUUCCGAAAUGCAAGAACAAUUUCGCGGUUUUUCGCAUAUCGCAGAAGGUGCCGCCAUUUAAUGUCUACUUCCCCAAGCUUGAUCAGUAUUUUUAUUUGUAUUGAUACUUUCCUUCACGUUUAUCUUUAAAUCGAUCUUUUCAAAAAAAAUAAAAAAUAAAAAAAAAAAAAGAUUUUUCGUUUUUCUUUUUUUCACGUCUGUUUUGAUUCCAAAUUUAUUAAUAUCUUAAUAAUUAAUUUUAGUCUUUUUCUAAUUCGUCUUAAUUCUAUACAACUAAUACAUUCCUGUCUCAU